Messenger RNA from Arabidopsis thaliana (thale cress), 2096 nucleotides. Its product is annotated as Tetratricopeptide repeat (TPR)-like superfamily protein. NCBI's taxonomy places the organism in Eukaryota, Viridiplantae, Streptophyta, Magnoliopsida, Brassicales, Brassicaceae. The transcript has a single exon. The coding region runs from base 1 to 1986 and encodes 661 amino acids. The record is from RefSeq and is marked reviewed.
AUGUUUUCUAUCAUCUUCUCGAACCCUGUCAAGCCUUUUAACUCCGUAAUUAUCCAUCAAAUUCGAUUCUUUUCCCGUGACCCAUUCCCCAACAAAGUCCAGCACUACCUUUACAGAGCAAACCUCAUCGACUCUAUCCGUCUUAGCCUCCGCUCCCCAACAACCUCAGACAGGACACUAGCUUCUCUUCUAAACCACCGUCUUCUCGAUUCCUUUGUCGUCAAAAACGCUUUACGCUCAUCUCCUUCUGUGUCUUCUGCUUGGUCUAUCUUCAAAACUCUUAGUCACAAAAGCCCUCGCUUUUCUUUUGAAACUGAGACACUUCACGCCUUUGCCACUGUUCUUGCAAAGUUUCAGCGAUCUUCAGAGCUUAACUCUCUAAUUGGAGUUGUCAAUGCUUGGAAAUUCAGGAAUGUUCAUUUCAGCUUUAUGAAUCUCUUGAACUUGUAUGCAACUGCUGGUGAUUUCGACUCGGUUCUUAAGACGUGGGACGAGUAUAGAUGCUCAGGAGAGGAGAAGAAAGGCUGCACUGAGUCUUAUAACAUUGUGAUGCAAGUUUACAUGACUUUAGGUAAAGACUCUGAGGCUGUACAGACUUUUGAUCAGAUAAUCAACGAAGGAGGGAUUCCUAAUUCAAGAACAUUCACUAUUAUGAUUGAGCAUCUUGUGAAAUUGGGGAAUCUUGAUGCAGCCAUGAAGAUUUUUGAGACCUUGCCUUUGAUGAGGAUUACGCGGACUCUGAAGCAUUAUUCGGUUUUGGUUGAAGCCUUUGUUGAUGCACAACGGUUUGAUGAAGUCAAGACUCUGAUUGCUGAGAUGAAAUCUGAUGGGAAGUUCCCUAGUAGACGCAUGCUUGAGCCCCUGAAACGCAUGAGGGAGGCUGGUUUUGAACAUGAAACAGAGGAGUUUUUGAGAGAAAUGUUGCCGGAUGAGAGGAUCAAGGACAUUUCUAUGUAUUCUAUGGAUAAUCCCAGCGAUAGCGAAGACGAAGGAGACGAGUACAAAGAUGAUGUUAAUGAAGCUCAAGUUAAGUUGAAGCCAUGGCUGGAUCCAAAAGCUUUAGCAACUUCGUUAAAGAAGUGGAGCUCUGAUGCAGUCACUGCUUUGGAAGAAGCUAACUUCGUUUGGACAAAUCUAUUGGUCUGCAAGAUGCUAAGAAACUUCAGAGCACCUGAAACAGCAUGGAGUUUCUUCUGCUGGGUGGCGAUUCAACCAGGAUUCACCCACGACGCCUAUACGAUUGAGAGAAUGAUGGCUAUGUUAGCACGCAAUGGCCAAGUUGAACUGGUCGAUAAGCUCAUCUCGAAAGUGAGAAUCGAAGGGAUCAAAUUACCAUUCAGCACCAUCAGGCUGAUCAUUGAUCUCUACGGAAUUUCAAAGAAACCGGAAGCAGCCAUCAAGGUUUUCAACGAAGACAGAACACUCUGCGGUUCGAUAUCUGAUUUCAACCUCAUGCUGUUGUACUCAUCCCUCUUGAGAACAUUAACAAAAUGCAAGAGAAACGCAGAGGCUUUAGAAACGCUAGAAGAUAUGAUGUUGACAGGAGUUUCUCCUGAUAUCCAGACGUUCUCGGGUUUAAUGUACCACUUUGCAUUGCAGGGAGAGAUUCAAACAGUUGAGAGACUUUUCUCAAUGGUGAGACAGAUUGGUCUUGAACCUGAUCCGUACAUGUUAAAGCUUCUAGUUCAAGCGUAUUGCAGAUGCGAAAGAUCAGUGCUUGCUUACAGAGUGUUCCAAGACAUGAAAGAUUCGAAUCUGAUGCCUGACAGAGAGACGAAAGAGCUGCUUGUUAAGAGUUUGUGGAGAGAAGAGAAGCGAAAAGAAGCGGCUGCGGUUGAAGAGAGCUACGAGGAAGAGAAUGAUAACAAGAAUAGUAGUAACGUUUUGCGUUUGGCGUUGAAGGGUCAUGUGUGGACCAUUAGUUCUACAGACAUUUCUCGAGUCUACAAUCUCUACCGCGAUUGUGUUCUGAAAACUUCGACUUGACAACAUUUAUUCUAAGUUUCGUUUUUAUUGGGCCCAAUGAUCGUUAAAGGCCCAUAGAGUCUGUUGCUGAUAUAUUAUCUUAAAGCUGGUUGGUAAAUUAAUGGGUCAAC